UCAAGAAAGAUAACUUUGUUCAAAAUCAUUGAACCACAACAAAAUUGAAACUUGAACUGCUUAUCCCUAAGAUGUAUCUACAUGUCAAAUUUGAGUUGAAUGUGUACAACCAUUAGGGAGAUAAUGAACGGAAACUUCAAAUUUCUGAUUUUUUUUUCAAAGUUCAAGAGGGAUAACUCUGUCAGCUAUCAUCAAACCAUGACUUAAAUUCGAAAUUGACCAAUGCAUUCAUAUGACAUAUCCAUAUCUUUAAUUUCAGUUGAAUAUGUACAACCGUUAGGGAGAUAAUGAAUGGGAACUGAAAAUUUUUUUCAAAGUAAAAGGGGCAUAACUCUGACAAAAAUCAUUGAACCAUGACCAAAGUAUAAUGCUCCACUUAGUGGUGGCCAUAUAACAAUUGUGUUUAAGAGCUUGCACGCAUGAAAUCUAUUAAAACAAGACUAUAUCAAUUUUAGAAUAGAUCCAUUUUAGUACUUGUGCCCUUCUUAAAAAAACAUUUUAUGUAAAUUUGUAGAGAAUGAUUUCAGUUGAACUUUGUUAAAAUCUGUUCUGUGAGAAAAUAUUUUGUUGACAUAAAUCAUUGACUGUCAACAGACAUCAUGUCAUAAAAGAAGCUAACAUAUGAAUAAUUUAUGCUCAUGUGAGCUUAUAAUGGAUACAUGAACAGCUAUUAUCAGGACAAAUAUGUCUGACUGAUAAUGUUUUUAUUAAGGAUAUUCAAAUAUAACAAUAACAAAAGUAACAAUUAACUUCAAUAGCAAUGCUUACUUGAUAUAAGCAUGUAAAACAUCAUAGAAGUAUACAUGAGGUGAGUGUUACUAUUAUUUUCCAGUAAUUGUUUGAUAAUUUAGUAUAAAUUGACUCUUAUGUUUAUUAAACACUUGGAAUUGGCUUUUUAACAAAAAUCAUUUUAACUAUUUUCCACUGUCUUUUAUAUUUAUAAAUUGAACAGAAAGUAAUGAAACUGUAUUAAAAAUUGCAUUUAAAUAGUUUUUAGUUCUAAAUAAAUAUCUUUGAUUGCCCUUACAUCUUUUUUUAUUCAAGUCUUUUUUUUAUUACAGAUAAUGGCAAGACGACAUUUUAAUCCAAGACCUGAUAUAUUGGAAGACCUUUCAGACUUUGAAAUUCUGCAGAGGUAUAGAUUGAACAAAAAUGGGAUUCUUUUUUUAAGUAAAGAGUUGUCGCAUGUAAUUGAACCGAACACUAAAAGAAAUCAUAGUUUGAGUGCACUGCAUAAGAUCUUAAUAACAUUGAGAUACUUAGCUUCAGGUUCUAUACAGCUUAAUUAUGCAGAUGUGCAUGGAGUUUCUCAACCCACAGUUUCAAGAGUUAUAACUCAAGUUGUUGAUGCUAUAUUUGAAUCUGACCUAAGGAAAAGAUUGAUCAAGUUUCCUACUUCAAUAGAGGAAAUAAAAACUGUAAAAAGGGAUUUUUACGAAGUUGCAAAUUUCCCAAAUGUUAUUGGUGUCAUAGAUGGGACACAUAUUCAAAUUCAGUCACCAUCUAGAGAAGAAGAAUGCUAUGUUAAUAGAAUGGGAUAUCAUUCUAUAAAUACUCAAAUUGUAUUUGAUGCCAACUAUAAAAUAAUUGAUUUGGUAGCUAGAUGGCCUGGAGCUACACAUGAUAGCAGGAUGUUAAGAGAAAGUGGUCUCUACAACUUUCUAGAUGGAAACUCUUUGCCAGGAAACAAUUAUUUGUUAGGAGAUAGUGGCUAUCCUUGCAAACGCUGGCUUUUGACCCCAUAUCUAGCCCCCCCAACCUGGAGCACAGUUGAUGUACAAGCACACAAAAAGACUCGCACAUUGGUGGAAAGAGGGAUAGGUAUACUAAAGAGAAGAUGGGGAGUUUUACAUGGAGAAGUUAGACUCAACCCAAUCCAAGUGUGCAAAGUAAUAACGGUUUGUGGAAUUCUACAUAAUGUAUGCCGAUCAAUGAACAUUCGGUUAUUGGAUGAAGUGCCAGCCACUACUACUGAUCAAGGAGACCAAGCAUUUCAUGGCCCACAAGAAGGCUUACGAUACAGAGAUGCAAUAGCUAAUCAAUAUUUCUAAUAAAACUUGAUAUAUACAGAAGUUUAGCCAUUAAAAAGUCCAUUCAUAUGAACAUAUAUAGAAAUAAUAAAUAUGUUUCUAUGUUUUAUAUAAGUAAUAAAAAAGUAUAACAUUUUGUUAUCUUAAUGUAUACAGCCCCUGACUAGCAUCAAUUUUGUAAAUUUUCCACAAUAAUAUUCUAUAUUUAAUAUUUAUAUUAAUGAAUUGUACUAUAUUCUGGAUAUA
This is a messenger RNA of Ruditapes philippinarum (Manila clam), 2276 nucleotides long. RefSeq names its product putative nuclease HARBI1. The transcript is spliced from 4 exons. The record is from RefSeq and is a predicted model, not a curated record. Bases 1065 to 2051 code for a protein of 328 amino acids. Lineage: Eukaryota; Metazoa; Mollusca; Bivalvia; Venerida; Veneridae.